Ogataea parapolymorpha DL-1 is the source of this 4572-nucleotide messenger RNA. Its product is annotated as putative steroid-binding protein 3. The record is from RefSeq and is a predicted model, not a curated record. The transcript has a single exon. NCBI's taxonomy places the organism in Eukaryota, Fungi, Ascomycota, Pichiomycetes, Pichiales, Pichiaceae. Bases 1 to 4572 code for a protein of 1523 amino acids.
AUGGAACAGGCUAUGCUCGUCAACAACCGCAGGCCCCAAAAUGUUGUGGAUGGGGUGCCUAGGAGCAGCAUGAGUCGGGCAUUGGGCGAGAGUGCUUUCAUAGAUGUUCGGAAAGAGGCCCCGUUGCCUAAUAACAACAGACUCCAUUAUGGUAGCCAGCCGGGACCAUACUACCCUCCACCAAACUACCAGGGAUACCAGAAACCUCAUCCGGGAGCAUAUCAAGUUCCAUAUCAGCGACACGAUAUGUCCAUGCCCAUGCAACCUCAAGUAGACUAUUAUGGCCGGCCGGCUAAUAUGGCUCCUCCGAAGGUGUUUGGCGAGGGAGCGUCACAUUCGAGAAGAAGCUCGCUUGUGUCGAACUCUUCCAGCUCAGUGAACAAGUUUUUCAAGCGAGGAAUGAAGUUCGGAAAAGAUGAUGACGAUGACGAUGGAAAUGGAGACGCGGACGGAGACGUGGAAGUCGAAGCCUCGGCGAGCACCGUCUCUUUUGAUGACCUGCAGCAUAUAAGAGGGGGUGGAAGAUACGGCAACGGCUCAUCUGCUUUAGACACUCAGCCUUAUAUCCCCACGUUAUCCAGCAGACCAAGAGCUCCCAACGGCCAAUUGUCAAAUGUGCAGUACCGUAAGCAAAUGACCGCACAGAAGAAAAUGGUAGCUGCACAGUUGGCAAAUGCAAACAAGGGUCCUCCGCGGGCAAUGAGUCUGGAGGCAGGCAUGAUGCGGUACCCGAGAACGAUGUCCAUGCAAUCAGCAGGUCCAGGAUACAUGGGUCCUGGCCCCAGAAUGGGAUAUGAUCCAAGGGCAAUGUCCAUGCAGACGAGGCCUCCACCAUUUAAUAACCAAUUUGGUGGCCCUGAUCCAAGCAACGGCAAUCCUCCGAAAGCCAUGUCGAUGACCUCGAGAUUUUCAAACUCGCCGUACAGAGCUCCACAAGGCAUCGCUCCUCAGCCCACAAAUUACAACGGAAAGGUGGGUCCAAAUCCAGCUGCUCCAAAUGUUGGCCUCGAGUAUCCUCAAAGCAGCCAGAACAUGCAUAUUCCACCUCAGAUGAUGCGUCCAGGUCCAGGAGGCCCACUAGGGCAACAACGCGCCCCAAGUCCUUACUCGCAACAGCCUCCGACACUGAGACACCCUCAGCCAGUCGCCCAACAAAAUAUACCCCAGCAAGAACAUCCUAUGACGCUCAACUACAGCAUGCCCGGACCGAUGCAGCCUAUCGGCGCUUUCGAAUCGCAAACCUUGCCAGCCUUCUCAGGCGCAGCGCAAGCCAUCCCACCAGUUGAUCAAAAUGCAACGUAUAUUCCAAUGCAAAAUAGGCAAUCUGCACAGCAAUAUACUGCAGCCGAACCUCAAAUUCAAGAGAAAGCAUUGGAAGGAGAUACAUCGUCUCGUCCUAUCGGUUCCAUAAACCGUGCAAGUAAUUCACAUAUCCAACAAUCACAACAUGAGUAUGAAGGUACGCCUGCAGAAGUUGUUUCAAAUUCACAGGAGGAAGGAGAGGUCAGGCCGACCAGUGAGACUACUCAGGUUCAAGCAACAACUUUUGAAUACUUGCCAAGCGACGCACCUGCUCCAGAACCGUUCCAGCCUGCGAAAAAGAACAACAGAGGAAAGCUCAAUAGAUAUGUGUUUGCUGACAGUGACGAUGAACAUGACGAGGGUCCAGUUUAUCAAGAAACAGAACUUAUCAAAGAGCUGCCAAGCGGCCAAGAACCACUAGAGAAAAAGAACGCGAAGGAGGAGCCAGUCGGAGUAGACACGGCAAAGCUUCUUGAAACACCGUCGUCUCAACGCCAUUCCAAUGAUUCCCGGACCUAUGUUGACGCUGGUGCUCGGUCGUCAUUGAGAUCGGUUUUCUCAACUUCUACGCAUAAUCGUAGUGAGCAUGAUAGGGAAACAAGACAAGCGUCGUAUCAUUCUGAGAAAGCUGGAUCAACAUCAGGAGGUGAGCCGGAUUCGUCUAUGUACUCGGUGACAUCGUCGCAUGAGAGUCCCGAAAAGCAACGCGUUGCUAGUUCUCAGGUGUAUCAGCUUGCUAAUACCAGCAAAACCCAGCAAGAUGUUUUCACAACCGCUACAGAACUGCCAAUUGAUGAGAAUGAACAAGACCUGGAACAACCAAAGGUCAUUAAUGAUAUGGAUGAUUACGAUACAAGCAAGAACAAUUCGUAUUCAACUCUCAAUGAUUUUGAAGCCCCUCAAAAUGUGAUGGAGCAGGGUGACAGCUCUUCUUUCGAUUCAAUUUCGAAAACUCCGGACCACACAGUAAUCACUGAUGAUGACACUGAAAACAAGGUGAAGGACCAAGGAUUCAAUUCUGUUAGGUCAGAUUUCAUUCCAAAAGAAAACUUCUCCGAAAUCAGGGAUCUCGACAAUGACUCAGUCCGAACUACAAGCGCUUUAAUGAGUGCGGACAAACUUAACUCUGCCAGUAGUUCAGAUACCAUCAGUCCGGUUAUGAAAGACAUUUCAACCGAGGACAAUAAGGCACCAGAUGGCGAAGAUAGAUCCGAUGAUAGUUCAUAUUCAACGCAAGAUCGAAUUGUUCCGCCAAGAGAUCCUGGUGGUCACAAAGAAGACCCCGGUUUAAUGUAUGGAUAUGAGACGCAAAAAUCAACGGUUGCCGAGAUUCCGCAUGUUCCAGAAGACCCUGUGCCCCUUGCCAAAGCACAAGAGGAAAUCGAAGUCCAUCAAGAGCAUUCUGUUCCCACGGUUAGACAUUACAAAUCAAUGCUGUUGCCUGUUGAGAAUGAAGAGUAUUCGAAAAAGCGACAACCUACGGAGCACAGGAGUGAGGAGAAAAAAGAUGGUAGCGACUUGGGCCUCACGUCCAACAAUUCAUCAGCGUCGUCAAAGGUUCGCUCAAGAAAGCCACCUCCUCAACCACCCGCAGCCAACAAAUCCCCGGAGCUUGAGACAACAAAAAAAUCGCCAUUUAUGGGAUUCAGAGAAGCAUUCUCAAGACCAGUUUCUGCUGGAAACAGCCCAAAGCUGCCUAAUGCUAAGCACUUCCUGAAGAAGAUUUCCCGAAGGAAGCGCGAUGAGGACGGCCAUACGAAUGCUUCGAAUCAGGGUGAUAACUCAUACAAAGUAAUAGGUUCUUCAACGACCUCUGUUCAAAAUAGCGGUUAUGCUCACAAUUACCAUGGACUCACAAUUAAUCUACCUUCAAAAGAUUCUGAUUCCACUUUCAAGAACAAGAAGCUGCCUAAAACUCCUAUCACUCCUUCGGAUUCGCUCAUGAACUAUAGAUUGACAUUAAACUUGGCUAAUGAGGAGAAUGACUACAGGUUGAGUAGAAUUAUUGACAUGGAUCUUGAUGAGCAGAGUUUCACUCAAAAUACGAGUUUGGAUGACAUCAAUGGAUUCAACACCAGUACUGAUUUUGAAAAGGCCACCCCUCUUGCGAACUCAAGCAUGACCGUGGAUGUCGAAGAGGAGCAGGCAUUUGUCAAACAAACUCGACCUAGUGGACCUUCGGGUACGGAGCAGAUGAAUGGGAAAUUGGCAACGCCUCCUCGGAGUAAGGAAGAGGAGGAUUUCAACUUCACAUCUCCAGAAUCAGGAAAAACAGGAAAGAUUUCUUUGGGAGAAUAUCCUGAACUUGCCACUUAUCAGCAUAUGACGAGCAACGAGAGCCAGCAUCAGGAUCAACCAUCGAAUAUCAAAUCGUCUCAGUAUGCUUACCAGGCUGCCAAGGAGAGAUCACUAGCGCCCCCUAGCUCAAAUCUUGACGCAAGAGAUAGGCAGAUGACGCCUGUUUCACAGCAAACAGAUCAAUCGACAAGCCAAACUGCAGUCUUCAAACCAGAACAAUUGGAGCUUUUUAAUUCGAAUCAGGAAUUGUUCAACGAGCUUCAAAUUGUUUCCAGCGAGCUGGCCGAUAGCAUAUCCAGAGAGAUCAGACUUCAGCGCAAAUUGGAAGUGAACAAUAUCCCGAUUGAGGGAGACGUGGUGUCCGAAGAGUCAAAGAUUGCAAGUCUUACGCAGCAACUGGCGGAUGAAAGACGCAAGAGGUUUGCUGUGGAGGAGUUCCUUGCCCAGCAGUAUAAUAAAGGAUUCGAUGUUGCGGAUCUCAAGAAUAAGGUGUACAAUAACUCAGACAUGGGCUACAAAGUGUUCAAGCUGACUGAAGAAAACAAUUUGAACAAAUCGAAGUACGAAAUGAUGGAGCAAGAAAAUAGCGAGCUCAAAAAGAGGCUAGAAAAGUUGAGCAGUGAAAACAAGGAGUUAAUUGGCACGACCAUUCCGAAAUUGAAAAACCAGCUGGAGGUGGCUGAGAAUUCAGUUUCUGCGGCUACUUACGACUCCCUUUUGAAAGAGAUUGAGCAGCUCAAGUCUGAAAAGUUGCAUUUGAGGAGCCAACUGAGCUCGAAGGGCAACAUUGCAGAGCUUGAGUCUCAGAAAGAAGAGUUGCGUGAGGCCCUCAAGAACGUGAAAGCUCAAAAAGAGAUGGAUCUAAGAAUAUGCGCAGAGAGAAUUCGUACCUUGGAGGCCAAGGUCGAGAAGCUAACUUUGACAAACGAACGGUAUAUUCAAAGAUACGGACAGAUUGCGGCUGAUGAGUGA